GCGGCGAGAGCGCCGUGCGCGACGCUGUUCUGCAGCCUUCGGAGCGGUCGGCUCCGGCUCUUGCGGGAUUCGGGCUCCAGCUCGACGCCCGCUCUCAAUUCACGCCCCGCCGGCGGGGGUUGCCAUGGUCCACUUCUUGCACCCGGACCUCUCGCCCCGGACCAUCGCCCGCCCGGACGCGCAGAGGGAUGCCCCGGGCCACUACGUGGUGCAGGAGGAGGCAUCUCCCUACUCUUUGGUCGACAUCUGCCUGAAUGUCCUGAUUACUAACCUGGAGAAAUUGUGUUCUGAAAGAUCCGAUGGAACACUGUGCCUUCCUGAGCACUGGCAUCUUCCUCAGCAAUUAGCUGAUCGGUUCCUUGGAGUGAUGACUUGGCAAGGCAAGCUGACUGAUAGAACAGCGAGCAUUUUCCGAGGCAACCAAAUGAAACUGAGGCUGGUCAAUAUCAAAAAGGCUAAAAUCUCUACAGCUGCAUUCAUAAAAGCUUUCUGCCAUCACAAACUCACUGAACUGGAUGCUACUUCGGCGGACCCUGACCUCCCAAUAUCAGACAUCCUGCGUGGACUCUGCAGCAAUAACUGGCUCCAGCAAAACCUCCAGUGUCUGGUAUUGGACUCAACAAGCAUCCGUCAAGAUUCAAAACUACUGUUUGGUCAGCUCACUGGUCUUCGAGUUUUAAGUGUUUUCAAUGUUUGUUUUCAUAAUGAAGACCUAGCUAAUGUUUCUCAGUUACCAAAACUGGAAAGCUUGGAUAUCUCCAAUACUCUGGUCACUGAUAUCUCUGCACUCCUUUCCUGUAAGGAUCGACUCAAAUCUCUCAAAAUGCACUACAUGAAAUGUCUAACCAUGACCAAACCACAAAUUCUCGCAGUCAUUAAAGAACUUAAAUGUCUGUUUCACCUUGAUAUUUCUAAUCACAGGCAGCUCCAAUCAGAUCUAGCUUUCCAUUUGCUGCAGCAGAAGGAUAUUCUACCUAAUAUCGUGUCACUGGAUAUUUCGGGGGGCAGUUGCAUCACCGAUGGAGCUGUGGAACUGUUUAUACGGCAGCGGCCUGCGAUGCAGUUUGUGGGACUAUUGGCUACAGAUGCUGGUUAUUCCAACUUCUUUACUACACAGCAAGGCUUGAGGGUUGCUGGAGGAGCCAAUGUGAUUCAGAUUUCAGAAGCAUUGAGCCAGUACAGGGAUAGGUCAUGUUUUAUGAAGGAAGCCCUCUACAGACUUUUUGCAGAGACGUUUUCAAUGCAGGCAACCAUGCCUGCUAUUUUAAAACUUGUGGCUGUAGGAAUGAGGAACCAUCCAUUGGAUUUGCCAGUGCAGUUCACAGCCAGUGCUUGUGCCCUCAACUUAACACGCCAGGGCCUGGCCAGGGGAAUGCCUGUUCGUCUGUUGUCAGAGGUCACCUGUCUACUUUUCAAGGCUUUGAAAAAUUUCCCUCAUUAUCAGCAGUUGCAAAAGAAUUGUCUUCUCUCCUUAACCAAUGCCAGGAUUCUUGUGGAUGUUCCAUUUGACAGGUUUGAUGCUGCCAAAUUUGUGAUGAGAUGGCUCUGUAAGCAUGAAAACCCCAAGAUGCAAACAAUGGCAGUGAGCAUCACCUCUAUUCUGGCCUUGCAGCUCUCAAGUGAGCAAACUGCACAACUUAAAGACGAGCUCCUCAGGGCAGUUAAGGAACUUCUAGCAAUAGUAAAACAAAAGACUACUGAGAAUUUAGAUGAUGUCACCCUCUUGUUUGCUUUGAAAGCACUUUGGAAUCUUACAGAUGAGUCUCCAGUUGCCUGCAAGCACUUUAUGGAAAAUCAAGGAUUGGCAAUCUUCAUUCAAGUUUUGGAGACUUUUUCAGGAUCACCAAUACAAAGCAAAGUACUUGGACUUUUGAACAAUGUAGCUGAAGUCAGAGAACUCUCUUCCGAGCUGGUGACCAAAGAUGUGGUGAAGCAUAUCAGCGUCUUGCUCCAUAGCACAGCAAUGGAAGUCAGCUAUUUCGCUGCAGGCGUCAUAGCCCACCUGGCAUCUGACAAACAGCCCUGGGUGUCCUGUGACCUUCAGAGGACUACUCUUCUCCAAGAUCUGUAUGUAACCAUCCAGAAUUGGCCAAGUUCAAGUUGUAAGAUGACAGCAUUGGUGACCUACAGAUCCUUCAAGGCAUUUUUUCCUCUCCUUGGCAACUUCUCGCAACCAGAGGUUCAGCUCUGGGCACUAUGGGCUAUGUAUCAUGUCUGCAGUAAAAACCCCAGCAAAUACUGCAAAAUGUUAGUUGAAGAAGGAGGAGUGCAGCUUCUGUGGGACAUCCAGGAGCACAACGAGGCAGACCCCCAAGCACAGCAGACUGCAGCCUCCAUCCUUGAUGACUUCAGAAUGCACUUCACGAAUCAUCAGAGACUCCCUUCGUGUUAAAUGCCCUUUUAACCUAAGGGGCCUCAGAGGUGCUCUGGUCCUCAAGGGCAGGCAGAUCUUCCAUCCCGUCAGCCACUGAAUGUUGAAACCUAUUGUUGGAAUGUAUGAGCUGGCCAUCUUUAAUUUAUUUUUAAAUUUUUGUGUGUAUAUUUUGAUUAUAUGGGUUUUUUGUUUUUUUGUUUUUAAUUUUUUUGUUUUUAAUCUUCACUUGAUAUUUUUUCCAUUGAUUUUUUAGAGAGAGUGGAAGCGGGGGAAAUAGAGAUAGAGAAAGAGAAACAUCGACGUGAGAGGGACAUCGAUUAGCUGCCUCCCACACACGCCCCAACCAGGGCCAGGAAUCAAACCUGCAACCCAGGUAUGUGCACUUGACUGGAAAUUGAACCCAUGGUCCUUUGGUGUGUGGGCCAGCACGCUAACCACUGAGAGCACACUGACCAGGGCGGUCAUCUUUUAUUAAUGGUGUCUGUAAGUUACCAACGAUUGUAUUUUAUGAUGGCCAUAACCCUAAACCAGGUUGAAAUAAUUCUGACAACAUUCCCUCAGCAAUUGUGAAAAAUCAAGCCCUGGACUCUGGGAAGACCUGUGAGCGUGUGUUGGAACUGUGCCAGUUACUUUUCUCUGUAAGUAGAUACCAAAGUACAUUCCACUGUGGAUGGAGGAAAAAGAAAUAUAUUUUUUGCAGCUUUUGAUAUUCUUCUUGUGGCCCUUUCCCUUCAACUUUACACGUUGGACUGAGUGGUAUAACAUUCUGGGUAUGUGGGUUUGCUGCAGGGGCAUGGUGAGACAGGACUGAGAAUAGUGUGUAGAUGGGAGAUUGUAUGGGAAUUUUAAAUCUCAGUCCCUCAGAGUUUUAAUUGGAGUAGAACUGUGACCAGAACUGAGAGGAAGAGAAAGAGCCACAAAAAGUCUUUGCCGAAGAUUUCAAGAGGUGCCCUUACCCAGCCGGGUGACAAGAAACACACGGGCUUUUUUGACAACCAGCCUCUAUCACAAUAUAAAUUAUCAGAAGCUUUUGAUUGUGCCCUUGCAAGCCCCCUCUGUAGAAUGGAGUAUGGACUCCUUUCUUGCCUUGUUAUUGACAACUAACAAACCAUAUUUUGUCAUUCAUGUGUUUUAAGUUUUUCAA
Messenger RNA from Myotis daubentonii (Daubenton's bat), 3518 nucleotides. It is a transcript of the gene ZYG11A, whose product is annotated as zyg-11 family member A, cell cycle regulator. Lineage: Eukaryota; Metazoa; Chordata; Mammalia; Chiroptera; Vespertilionidae. Gene Ontology annotation, cellular component: Cul2-RING ubiquitin ligase complex. The record is from RefSeq and is a predicted model, not a curated record.